AUGUCACAACUUACUAGAGAUAUCCCAAGCCUUCAGCUUAAAGAUGGCUCCGCAAUACCCUUGCUUGCCUACGGCACUGGUUCCGUUCUAGGCAAAGCAGCAGAUGACGGCACCCUUGACGUAAAAACCGUUGAACACAUCCAAAAAGCCCUCAAGCUUGGCUACACGCACAUUGACUGUGCUGAAGCCUACAACAACGAGCGCGAGGUCGGCGCCGCGAUCCAGCAGAGCCAAAUAGCCCGCGAGAAGCUUUUCGUGACCACGAAGACACUAGGUUUCCAGCCCAUUGCUCAGGCGCUAGAUGCCAGUCUGCAGAAGUUGCAGCUCAGUUACGUAGACCUCUACCUUCUCCACAUCCCUUGGCUCGAGCCCACGCGCUCUCUCCGCCACGUAUGGGCCGAGAUGGAAGCCGUAAAAGCUUCUGGAAAAGCAAAAGCCAUCGGCGUCUCCAACUUCGCAAUCUCACACUUGGAGACUAUCAAAGCCGGCGCAAGUGAGAUCCCGGCGGUGAACCAAGUCGAGUAUAACAUUUAUCUCCAACAAUCGGAGCUAUCCGCGUACUGCCAGAGAUACGGUAUAACGAUAGAAGCGUAUGGGCCACUAGCACCGUGCAUCACAGAGGGCCCAGCUAAGGUGACGGUGGGGGAGCUUGCGCGGAAGUAUGGGGUGGGAGAGGCGGAAAUUUGCUUGAGGUGGUGUGUGCAGAAGGGGGUGGUGGUUGUGACGACGAGUUUGAAGGAGGAGAGGGUGAAAGGUUAUCUAACGGCCCUUGAGUUUAGCCUUGAGGAUGAGGAAAUUGAACAGCUGUCGAGUGUUGGGGCGAGUCAUCAUUUCAGGAAGUAUUUUGCUGAGAAUUUCGCUGGGGAGGAUAAAGCAUAA
Molecule: messenger RNA, 879 nt
Organism: Botrytis porri
Lineage: Eukaryota; Fungi; Ascomycota; Leotiomycetes; Helotiales; Sclerotiniaceae
Exons: 3
Coding region: 1-879 (292 amino acids)
Molecular function (GO): oxidoreductase activity, acting on NAD(P)H as acceptor
Source: RefSeq, a predicted model, not a curated record